Penicillium manginii is the source of this 2217-nucleotide messenger RNA. RefSeq lists its product as uncharacterized. The transcript is spliced from 2 exons. The record is from RefSeq and is a predicted model, not a curated record. Lineage: Eukaryota; Fungi; Ascomycota; Eurotiomycetes; Eurotiales; Aspergillaceae. The coding region runs from base 1 to 2217 and encodes 738 amino acids.
AUGCCCUUCUUCAAGAGGAAGUCACCGAAUUCGAACUCGAACUCGAUUGUGAAUCCUGAGGGGAGCUCCCAUUCCAAUUCCUUUGCUCGUUCGGUGGAACAUCUCAUCCCCGCCUUUGCUGACGGUCGUUCUAUUCAACAACAAUCACAGCCUCAUCCACCACCCCUCACUCCUCCUAAUUACGAAGGUGGACACUUUCCAGUCCCCGAUCCUCGUUUCACAUCCGAAGUAUCGGGGCCACAGAGACAGUCACAGCCCGAAGUACAAUCUCAAAGCUCGUUGCACCGCUCUCAAAGCCAACGCCAGCCCCACCUGCAGCAACGCGACCGACCGACUGUGACUGUCGUCGCCCCUGACACUCAGCCUCAGCCUCGUCAAAAAAGAGGUCUAUUUGUGCGCCCUUCCUCGGGUAUUCUCGAUCGCAGCUCUAGUGUUUCCAUCAAGGGGAAGAUCUCUCAUCCCAUCUCCCAUCCCACCUCGCCGCAAGUGCCCUCCAACACUUCCGACGAACAGGUCGUCCACCACCACGAGGAUCACUCCCCUGCAACCCAUUCUUAUGAACCUCGAUCGACAUCGUUAGCGUAUCAACAGCAGCAGCAGCAGCAGAACCACCACCACCAGCAACACCUGCGACAAGCAUCGCGUGAACAAAACGAACGGUCGCCGCAGUCGCAAUACCCCUCGCAGCAAUUCCCCGCGCCGAUCGACCAGCCCUAUCCCCGGCCCCUUGUGCGCUCCAAUACUGAUCCAAACUUGCUGGGGAACUCCAGUCAGCUUUCCUUCUCCGAAUCCACCGACGAACCGCCCCAUCCCUUCGAGAGCCAUCGGGGCCAGCCCCAUCGUUCCCAGCAGGACCUGGUAUUGAAUGCCCGGCCCCCUUCCCGGCAAUCCUACGAGCCACUCUCCCCAAUCGUUUCGCAGACUCAUCCUGACGCCAUGCAGCAGGCUUCCGCGCAGGCACUACCACCAAUAUCCAACGAUCAGCCGUCGGGGAGUUCCAGUCGUCGCGGCAGUGCGACCGCCCAUAACAUGCCCGAUCAACCUGGCCGACAGACGCCGACCAGCAAUCGCCAACGCGCAGAUCCCGGAGAUCUUGAUUUUCAAGCUUUGCUGCAGAAGCAUGAAGAGCUACAGAGCAAAUACUCCAAGGUCAAACGUUACUACUUCGACAAAGAGGCUCAAGUCCAGCAUCUCCAGAACACAGUCGCGCACCAGCGCAUGGCCGUUUCUCGAACCGUACUAGACGACAAUGAAUACGCGAACCGGUUCCAGCGUCUGGAUGGAGCCAUCAAGGAUCUGGCAUUCUCGGUGCGGAAAGAUUGGCGCUCCGUUCCCCCAUGGCUGCACGGCCUCGUGACCGAUGAUGCCGUCGCGACCGGCACGAAAGAGAUGACUGCCAUGGGCCGAGCUGUGGUCAGCAAAUGGCUCGGGGAAGAGGUUUUCCACAAGUAUUUCCAUCCAGGAUUGGAUUCCACGCUCAGCGGGCAGCUGAAGAGCAUCGAGAUGAACCUGCGCCGUCAACAGCUGCGUCCAUGCACCGACGAAGAUCGAGAGAAUGCGAUCGCUCGACUUUCCAACUGGCGCCGCACGACCUUCGACGGUCUCGGCGAUGCAUUGUCCACCCCAGACGCUCAAGAGCACCGCGCGGAAUUGAUCGAGCACCUAAUUGCUGAGCUCGCCUCAUUCCUAAGCACACAGCUCCACGAACCCGCGCUGCCAGGCCUAGAAGCAGGCGUCCGGAUGAUCAUCGAGAACACCAUCAACAUCGCCGAGAAGAUCCCACUCGAGGCUCGCGACGUUUACGUGGAGUACCUACCAACCAAUAUAACCUUUGCCGACGCAUAUAUGAAGGUGGAGGGCCAAUUGCCACCACUGGCGCACCUACCGCCACCUCCAGCAGAACAGGAAUCAGAAGACCCCGCCGCAGUAGAGGAAGACUCGUCGCCUGCUUCAAACUCCACCGGAGCCGGCGAGGGCACAUCUCCAGCCCCGCGUGAGUCCAAGAAGAAAUCCGUCUUCGACGCUAUAAGAAACCGCAAAUCUGGCGGAGCCGACCACAGCCGAUCGGGAGCAUCCCAUCCACACGAAGAGAAGGUCGAACAGCCCGAAGUUGCGAUUCCGCCUCGGAUUCGAUUCUCUUCUUUCCUGACGGUCGAGGUGCGCGGCAAGGGCCAGGCGAUGGUCCUGGUGAAAGCGCCUGUGUGGCUGAUAGAGUGA